Dreissena polymorpha is the source of this 4363-nucleotide messenger RNA. RefSeq names its product adhesion G-protein coupled receptor G6-like. Bases 433 to 3762 code for a protein of 1109 amino acids. The record is from RefSeq and is a predicted model, not a curated record. Gene Ontology annotation, biological process: G protein-coupled receptor signaling pathway; cell surface receptor signaling pathway. The transcript has 26 exons. Gene Ontology annotation, molecular function: G protein-coupled receptor activity; protein binding. Gene Ontology annotation, cellular component: membrane. NCBI's taxonomy places the organism in Eukaryota, Metazoa, Mollusca, Bivalvia, Myida, Dreissenidae.
GUGUUUGUGGUUGUAGAUGGAUUAAUAAUAGUGUUUAACAUUAUUGAGCAAUUAGCGUUGUAAAUUGUCCGUUCCAAGAAUCUCGGUACGUGUAUUUUCGAAACACAUUCGCGUUUAAUCGUGAUACGGGUUGGUAUAUUAAGAGGCCUGUUUGUGCGAGAAUUAUUUAUUAUCGGUUGUUCGUGGAGUAUUUAGCUUCACAAUUAAGAUCGCUUUUAACAGCCUGGAUAGUUUACCAUAGUAUUUGUAUACACGUUAUUGUGCUAUUAAAAUUUACAUUGAACAAGGUCAUUCGACAAAGCCUGUGAGCUAUAUGUUGUUUUGUUCUUGGAUACAUUUUAUGAUUUGACAACAUGAAUUGAUGAACUGCAGUCGGACAAUAUUACUUAGAAGAAAAAUAUUGAAACAUCGGGAAGGAUUUCAUAACUCAAAAUGCCAUCGGAAUCCGAAACAAAGCACUGCAUUACCAGCCUUCUCAUUAUUCUUCAAUUCGUCACCAUGGCGAGCGGUCUUAACUACAGCGUAAUUGACUACGUUGACUCGCCAUUCUCUUGCAAUGAAGCAGUAAACAAUUUUUACAACUGCAGAGAAUUCGGUUUAUCUAAACUGCAAGAAUUCGACACAACUGCCAUUGAAGUAGAUUUUAGCUACAACCAUUUAGAAACAAUUUUCAACACAUCAUUUUCUGGUUUGAGAAAUCUCCGAAUCUUAAAUUUAAAACAGAAUAAUAUCUCCAAGAUAGAACCAUACUCGUUUGCAGAACUUUUCCGUUUACAGAUACUAGAUCUAUCAAACAAUCGUCUUCGGAACAUUACAGAAGAUAUUUUCUCAGGACUGUCGUCUUUGCAUAGUCUAAAUCUCACCAACAACAGAAUUGUAGCCAUUCAUCAUCAAUCGUUUUUCUCCUCUGCUAGUCUUCGGGAGCUGAUGUUAUCCGGUAACGAAUUGCAAUGCCAGUGCGAGGAGCAACAUCUGAAACAACAUAUUGAAUAUAGAAAUGCUAAAAGUGCUCUGAAACUCAAUGUUCAAGGAGCGUUAUGCGUAAAUUAUGACAACAAAGAAAUGUUCAAUAUAACACUGGACGCAUGUACAAAUGGAAGGCAUUGGGGACCCGUUGUACAGUGCUAUAGCUGUGUCAAUUACCCUGAUCGUUUGAACUGUGACACGAUUAGUAUUGCAAGCUGCGGAAAAAAUACGGAUGUAUGUUACUCAUCACUUACGUACAACAACAAUAGUCUUUCCGUCACCAUGGGGUGCAUGGAUUACGUGGCAUGUCUCGGCCUGAUUGCGAAGAACAACAAGAUUUGUGUUGAGGGAGAUACUCAGUGUUACUCGUGCUAUAUUGGAAGUCUUUCCAAUAUGAAGGAUAUGGCGGGCUUUACCAACGAGUUUGUGUUAGAUGUAACAGUGGAGCUAACGAUGAAUAUGACGGCUGAGUUGAAAAACAUUAGUUCAAAGGAGUACUAUGAAUUCACGAAGCACAUUGCCUCCGAUGUAACAACCUUCGUCAAAGAUGAGAAAGUGAGGUUUUGGGUUAAAUUUAAUAAGUUAAGUGAAUCGCAAGAAUUCCUUGGAGGUGAUCCAGUUCACGUUCAACCGCAAGUUACAGUUCACCUGACUAUCCAUUGUACAACCGUUUGGUAUGUAUCAACAACGGAUGUUAGGAAAGCCUUGUCCAAGAAACUUCCAAGCUUGACUCUGAGUGAAACAUCAGUGACGAGCGUUGACAUAAUGACUUUAUCAAAUUUAGAAUAUUGUCCACCGAUUAUUGAGCGAACCACAGGACGAGGUCAGCUAUACUGGCCAUUAACCCAUGCAUCAAAUACGGCCAAUAUUGACUGUCCAUUCCAAUUUAACAAUUCUAGAAGUGCAGCUCUGAGACAAUGCCUAUCAGACAGGACAUGGGGAUCCUCAUUUCAUGUCGAUUGUCCUUUAGAAGUCCAGCAAUCACGUUAUCUGCAAGAAAUGGUUCAAAGAAAUGUAUCAAAUGAAAACGUGGCUGCUGUGUCUUUAGAAUUGUCCACAAUCACUGAUAAUUGGAACACGUUUACGUCUUCAGACAUGCAAAUGGUAGUUGAUACCGUGGAUAAAAUAUUGAACACGGACUUGUCAAUUACCGACGACGUUGUUAUUAAUAACACAGUGGAUACUAUCAACAAUUUGUUGAACAUCGAAGAUGAUGUUCUAGCGAAGGCAGAGAAAUCAUCUCAAUCAUCGGCCAGAAUGAUUUUAGCAAUCGAAAAACUUUUAAGCAGGAUUGACAAGGAUUUUGCCUUAGUUAAAUCUAACUUAGCUGGAUUCGUUUUCACCUCUGGAUCGGGUAUAUUCAAUGGAUUAACGUUAUCAUUAAGUGACGGCUUUAAAGACCUAACAGGGUCCAAGAUCAACGUCGCGCGAUCAGCUAUUGAGAUAGGAGCAGGAAUGUCCGGUAUCGUGCUGCCACCAACACUGCUGAAUAGCAGUGAAAAAGUUACAUUUACGGUCUAUAGUGAUCCGAAACUGUUUACGUCAGUAACCAAGGAAACAACAACAGAUACACCCAUGUACAAUAUUUCCUCCAUUACUUUUACGGGCGUCGAAAGAAAGGUUGCCAGUAAAGUUUUGGCAGCCAGCGUACCGGAUAGACAUAUAACGAAUUUACCGGAACCAGUAAAAGUCAUAUUGAAUCACGAACUAAAUGGAAAACAUGUUUCAUGUGUGUACUGGUCGCUCACGGCAUCAGAAUGGCGCUCAGAUGGAUGUUCUGUCCACACGACAAAUGAGGACUACACGGAAUGUCACUGCGAUCACCUAACAAAUUUUGCACUGCUUAUGGAUGUAUACGACAAAGGUGCGGAACUGAGCGAUUCAAACCAACUGGCACUGAGUAUCAUUUCAAUGGCUGGGUGUGCGCUGUCACUUGUUGGAUCUCUGCUGACAUUUGUUUCCUAUGUAAUAUUCAGACGAAUACGAAAAGACAACCCUUCGAAGAUUCUGAUGCAGCUGUGUGCUGCUAUAGCGGCGGUGAAUCUUGUCUUCCUAGCUGGAGUGCAGAACUACUCGAGGAACAGUAUUAGUGGUUGUAAGACAGUGGCGGUUCUGCUUCACUAUUUCCUUCUCGUCAUAAUGUGUUGGAUGCUUGUGGAGGCGUUCUAUAUGUAUCAGUCGCUCGUGAAAGUCUUCGACUCGUAUAUUUCACGUUUCCAGCUCAAAGCGGCGGUGUUUUCGUGGGGCACGCCUUUGAUUAUAGUAACCAUCACCUUGGCUGUGAACAAAACCGAUAACUACAGUUACCAACCGGGCGGAAUUUGUUGGUUGGAUCGCACCCCCUUCUUAACGACGUUCCUUGCCCCAGUAUGCCUAGUGUUUUUGCUUAAUGCAAUCACAUAUGUACUGGUGAUGAAGCAAAUAUUAAGAAAAAGCUCCAGUAAACUCACACAAACAGAACAAAGUAAGACUGGUGUGCGUCUUCGCGGAGCCGCAAGUUUGCUGGUGCUCCUUGGACUUACAUGGUCCUUUGCAAUUCUUGCAAUUGGUGAUGCUGGAAUAGCAUUUAUGUACCUGUUCGUUAUUUGCAACUCACUACAGGGGUUCUUCGUCUUUGUGUUUUAUUGCCUGCUCAGAGAGGAUAUCCGCAAAGCUUGGAAGAGCGUUUUGCCGUGUUUCAAGUCGCAUUACAUUGCUGCGUCAGACUCAAGCGGCAUGAACAUGGUGCAUACCAUAACUUCCAAGGUAGCCUCGUCGACCCAAAGCGAUAAUCAACGAAAAAACCAGACACACUGAUUAUUCGGGAGGAAUGGAUUGCUGUGCGUGUAGUCUUAACACGACCCUUCAAUGCUAAGAAAAUAGCAGUUUAUAAAUGGACGAAUCCAUUAUAAAAUCAGUGUUUACGUAGUGUAUACUAACGCGUGUCGUCAACCAGUGUCAGAUAUGAAGUUCUUUUGAGUUUGAAAUAUACCGGUUACUUAUAACAAUGAAUACGUCGGUAUCAUGCUUUCUGCUUUUUAAUUGACAAGAAAACAAACCCAAUAAGAAGGCAUUGUGUAGAAUAAAAAACUUUACUUGAAAAACCAAUACGGUUUUCUCUUUUGAUAAAUUACUUACUAGCAGCUCUAUAACGUAUGUAAAAGUUGCACAUGUAUUAUCUCAGAUGUCAGAGUCGCCGUAUGAGACGUGUAAGUAAGCUUUUCAGGGAUAGUGUAGAGAACUCCAGAGAAGACCUUACCUUUUUAAGUGCACGGCACACAUUUCGGUGACAAAUGCAAUACAUGUUAUUAAUUAUUUUAUCACUUGCCAUACCCUGUUUUACCAUGUAAUAUAACCAUUACAUAUAUUUUAUCUUACACAUGCAGCACACAGUAUGUCAAAUGAAAUAAUUAUUUGC